This is a messenger RNA of Diuraphis noxia (Russian wheat aphid), 1044 nucleotides long. RefSeq lists its product as uncharacterized. NCBI's taxonomy places the organism in Eukaryota, Metazoa, Arthropoda, Insecta, Hemiptera, Aphididae. The record is from RefSeq and is a predicted model, not a curated record.
CAGAAGAUUGUUCAAACACAUAUAUCGUCGUUUCGUUCUGGAUACCGAUUAUUCACAACAUGGGAAGUUACAAAUUAUACCUGGCCGUCAUAGCAAUAGCUUGCAUAGCUGCAGUACAGGAAGCUAGUUGCUCUGAUGAGCAGGUACAGUACGAUGAUGRGGAAGAAGUGAUCGGAUUAGAGAAAGAGCAGGAAGAAGUGUCCGAACCAGAUAUGGAGGAAAAAGAAGAGCCAGAAUCAGAGAUGGAGUACCAUCAGUGCGAGGAAUACAAAUCGAAGAUUUGGGACAAUGCAUUUAGUAAUAAGGAUGCUAUGGACAUGAUGAAACUGACGUUUAUAACAGCUGAGAAAAUGGGCUCCGACGCCGUGUGCACUGACACAGCCCGGGCCUUCAUAAACUUCAUCGAAGUGAUGGCCACCAACAGUAACUCCCAAUACACGAGAAGUAUGUUCAAAAAGUUGGUGGCGUUUAUUGUUAGAGAGUUGAACACGACGUCGGACAAUUUCAGAGAGACGUCGGAGGUGUUCGAACGUAUCUGGACAACUCCAGAGAUUCGUGACUUUAUCAGGGACUCAGUCACUCGGACCAAUAACGUGCUCAAGGAGCCCCGUAUGAGAAGCCGACUGUUCAAAGUGAUUGAAGCAGCUAUGGAUCUGAUGUCGAAAUCCAAAGACGGAGAAUCAAUGAAACAGAAGUUUAAGGGGAUGUACAGAGCUCCCACCAAGAUGGCAAGGAGUGCCAUGGAUAAGGUUGGAAAUUUCUUUCGAAAACUUUAAUAAGAAUGUCCAUACAGACUAGUGAUAUAUAUAUAUAUAUAUAUAUAUAUAGCAUAUACAUAUAGAUAAACAUAAAGUGCAGAUUUUCUAAAAAAAAAUGUUAACCUAAAAUCUCACUUCCCCGCCUCUCUGAGAGUCGUCUUCAGUGUUUUGUACAGUAUCAUUACACAUUCGGUAUAUCUAACAUACCACACACCGCGUUGUUCUUGCAAUAAAUAUUGUUAUUGUUAUUAUUUUAUUUUGUUCUAAAUAAACUCAAUUGAUUAAC